CAAUCAUUUAUAAUGUGACGAUUAUUUACAUUCAGUUUGAUUCAGCGUUCAUCCAUUGUUGGGUGAAAUAUAUUUUUAUUUCUACAUUUAUUAGAGGAAUUGUGACUGGUUCUUACAUUAUUUUAAUCAAUUUAAUGAGUGUAAAUAUUAUAUAAAUUAAUAAUAAUAUGUUUAGGCUUUUACUUUUACUUUUAACAAUAAGAAGAGUUAACAGUUAUGAGUUAUGUGUAUCUGUGCACUACAGAUGGUUGGUCGGAAUGUUAGCACAUUUUGUUAGUGCAAAAGAAAUCAAAAGUUGGCAUCUAUUCACCUGUCAAUUUUCUCUUAAUCCACUCCCUAGAAUGAUUAACACAUCAUUGUACAUGUUACAUCUCAUGGUGUUCAAUUUAAAAAAAAAACACAACACACACAUCAGUGUUCAACAAAAACUAAAAAUUAUAAACUAUACUAGUCUAACUCAAAGACAGAGAGAGUUUAAAACUUAUGGCAAUUAUUGUUCACACAGACAAUGCUUCGAUUUUAAGUGCUGAAUAGUUAGAUAAGGAUGAUGUUGACUUGUCUGGUAUAUCAGUUCCGCAAGAUGAAAAUUAUAAAUCAGCUACUAUAGACUAUGCCCAUCGGAGGCAUAAUUUCAGGUUUUUUUCAAGGGAAAGUGGGGGGGGGGGGAACCAAAACUUGUUUGGCUUGUUUAGUUGUUUACUACGGGGGGCGCCACAGUACUUAGCAAUUUAAAUAAAACCAGCAAAAUUGAACCAAAACUUGUUUGGCUUGUUUAGUUGUUUACUACGGGAGGCGCCACAGUACAUAGCAAUUUAAAUAAAACCAGCAAAAUUGGGGGGGGGGAGGAGGGGAGGGAAACUGCCCCCUGCUCUACCCAAAUGAUGUCCUUGAUGCCCAUUGUUAUGAUAGAGCAACACUUGCCUAUUCAAUGGAAAGAUCAAUAAUCAUAUUUAUACUUUCACAAACAAUUAUAUUUAGUCUUUAACAAACUUUUAAUUGAUUCUGCAUUAUAAAAUUUAAGUGUACAACUUUUUAACUUGUUCAUUAACAAGCUAAAGAUAUAAUAAAAAUAUUUUUCCUACAAUUUUAAGUUAUUAAAAAUACGGUACAUCAGCAUAAAAUAAAAUGUAUUUAUAAAUUUAUCUAUAUUAUAAUUUAUUUAUUUUUGUGUGGGGGUGGGGUGUUAAAAUGUUGACAUAAUUAAAUAGGGGGUCAUCGAAAGUUUGACAGUUGUUGACAAGAGGGGAGGGGGGCAAAAAUUGUGUAAAAAUUGUUGACUUAAUUAAUGGAUAACCCCUAAGAGAUUUCGCUUUUGCCUUGUCUUUUAGUAAACUUUUAUUUUUACGUGUGAGUACAUUUUCAAUUUUAAUACUGAAUUCAAUUUGAGUAUUUUUCAGUGUCUGACAAAAAUCACCAUGACACUAGAAUUCAAAAGCAACAGUGGGGGACUGGGAUCCCGGGAAAGUGAGGGUGGCAUUUUUGCCUUUGGGCUGCUCUGUCGGUGAAAUAUGGGCGCUUCCCGUCAGAAAUAUUUUAAGUCAUUGGUUGGUCAACAACAAACUGCUUUGAGUAAAGCACCAUUUUAUAAAAAAAAUUAUAUCUGUUACUAAGGGAACAUCCAUGAAGUACGUCAUGGUAUUGAUAAACAGGUUUAACACCCCCCCCCCCCCCGGCAGGUCAGAAUCUUUCACGAAUCACAGGAACCCUCCACUCCCAACCCUUAAAAAAACUAUGUCAAACUUUAGAACUAAAAAAAGUGUUACAAUUUAAUUUUUUUUUAAAAUUGUGUAAAUACUCUUCCCAAUUAAACUAUUAAAUUUAUAAAAGUGACAUCUUCUUUCACUUUCUGAAUAUACCCAUCACAACAGGAAGUUAAACAUCACUGCCAUUUUUAGUUUUUUGUGUGAAAGAUAAAAAAAAAAAACAUGUGAAGUCACAUUUUAUUAUUUUUAAACCCCAUCCAUCCCCAGUCACAAACUGUCAAACUUUACCUGCCUCUCUCCAGAGCAUGACAUACUUUAUGAACAGCACCCAAGAAGUGCAGAUUGUAUGUAAUGUGUAAAUGCAUAUCUUAUUUAAAAGCAGGUUUAAACAAUUAUUCUCAGCACAUAAAAUGAUAAUGUAUUUUAUUAUUUUUAUUGUGCCACAAAAUAAUGAAUUAGAAUGUUUUUGUUUGAAAACUUAAUAAUCAUAAUAUCAUUGUUAUAAUUGAUGAAUAUAAUAGUUAUUAUAAAAUAUCUUUGAAAGAUUAAUAAAAAAAAUUUUUUAAAGGAAGGAUAUGAGGAAGUUUAUGUAGUUCAUUUCCUGAGAAUUGAACCCCAAUCCAUAUUAAGCGUUUUCUUUACCACAUGAACACAAAAAGAUAUAUGACUAAAAAUUAUUGUACAAUUACUAUCUGUAUUUGCUCUGGGAUAAAUCAAUUUUAUAAUUCUAAAUUGUUUUAAUAAUAUUUUAUCUAAAUGUAAAUUAGAUUUUUAAUUUAUAGCCUGUAUUAAUAAUGUCUCACUGCAAGGUUAUCUGUGACCUGGACAGAAAACAAAACUCUCUCCUCUCCCACCCCCGAAAUAAACUAAAAUCGGCUCUGAAAGGGCUACUUUUAUCAAGGGCAGCUUGGCCAAUCUAAUUUACUGGACAGUUGAAAAUCAAUACUACUAUAACAUUUUAUUAUGAUAACUGACUAUAAUUGUCAUUAAAUGACUUAACACUCUUUUUGCUAAUUUUUACACCCCCCCCCCCCCAAACAUACACACACACACAAAAUAAUCACAGAUUUGUAUCACAGAUUUGUAACACAAAUCAUACACUUUUAUCAAAUGUCCUCACAAAUUUGAGACUCCCGACCCACCCUGAGAACUAGACAAUAUUUCACAUUUUACAUGGACUUUAAUACAAACACUAAAAAAAUUCCUGUGUUUGGGCUGAUAACCUAUCAGUAUAGUUUUGUUAGUUCAAAAAAACCACUCUUAGUACUUAAAGUACACAAUGUAAAAAAUAAACAUUGUACUCUGCCCCACUUUACACCACACAAGAGAUGAGAGUGUUCGCACGGUCUAAGGUUCAAAAUCUGAGAGUGCUCUGUCUAUGUUCUAACUUAUUCAAGUAAUUGAUGAAGCAUAAUUUGUGUUAGAAGACCAGAUGCAGGAAAAAAAAAAGGAAUAAUAAUAUGAUUUUAAAUUUCUUAUUUUACUGUGACUAGCAUUACCUACUUCAAAUAAUGACAGUGUUGUGUCUGAGACCUAACAAUAAAGUUUAUCUUGUGUUAAGACAUUUUGGUACCUGGCUGAGGCCAAAGCAGAUCAGCUGUUGCAAACAGCUUUUUGACAUACAGUUUCCUGUUGUCAAUGCUACACAGGCCAAAGUCUUAAAAGCUCCAGAGACUCAUCGUGGCUUAAGAUUUAUCUCUAGGUGAGUUGUACUCAUUCAUACCACUAAUGCUCUUUCCAAAUACGGCUAUAAACGAAAUGAAUCUAAAAGAUCUUAAACUAAUUGUUAACUAAUACACAUUGGGGAUCAGAUAAGAUUCUUUAAUUGAUCCUAAUUAAUGGAAAUUUUUUUUUUUAUUUUUACAAUGUAAAUUUAAAUAUUCAUUUUCAAUACUCGGAUAAAUAUUCGUACCCAGAAAUUUUUAAAAAACCAGAGCAAAUUUAGACGCAUGACUUUAACUAAAGUAAUUCUCAAGCCCCACCAUUGUAUUACCAUAGAACCUUACUCCCUUAUUAGCAAUAUUGACUUUAAGAUUGUUAGUUUAUCUGAUGGUUAAGUUCAUGAAUUGUUCUGUAUUGUAAUUUGAACACAAUUCUAUGAUUUUAAGUAAAUGUUUUGUAUCAUUUAAUUUUUAAGCGUUGUUUUAUAUUGACUCAUUCUCAUGUGUAUUUUAUUAUUUCAUCGAGUUGUAAUCUUCUCUCUGAUGAAACAUAAGCAGAAGAUUUUUUUCUUCUCACUUUUGAAACUUAAAUCCAUAAAUUAUUUCAGGGACACAAAGACCAAAAAUAGCAUGGAAGUGCAAAAACUGUCGGACAGACUUGUACUUCACAAAGCUGUUUCGAGAGAUGCUUGGAAACUGCCAGGAGAUCCCUCCAAAGUUCUUGUUCUGUUUUUCACAUGGAUGGGUGCAAAAGAAAAACAUGUGAACAAAUACCGUGAGCUGUACACAACAUUAGGGCUCGAUGUUCUCACCAUCAAGUCCAGUUCAAAAGACUUUCUCUGGCCGCCAACCUCAUUUGUGUUGGCCAAGGAAAUUACAUCAGUGAGUCAGAUAUUUUCGUUCCACAAAUCAUAGUCAAUUCAUUUAAUUUUAAAAAAAGAAAGAAAGAAUUUUGUACUGGUAGUAAAAUUAAUUCAAUUAAAUGGGCAGAUCUUAGAUCUGUCUAAGGCAGUGAUCGUCAAAUCACGGCUCACGGGCUGCAUGCAGCUCUUUAGUGACCUGAGUGCAGCUCAGCCAGUGGAACACAUAUCGGUUUUGACUCCGUAAAACAUGAUCCUUGACAGGUUCUUGAAAAGAAAUUUGGCUCUCAAAAUUUUUUUAAUCGUCCUGCUGCUUAUUUUUUUGGCUCUUUUGACUAAUCAGUUUGCCGACCACUGGUCUUAGGGAUUACCGGAGGUGGUUGGGCUGGGUGGGGGAGGCAGCUGAAGACAGUGUGUCCUGCACAGGAUCUCGUAGAUGAUGGCGUUAUAUAUGGGAAUGUUUUAGUUGCUUGAAGAUGAGCCCCAGGCUAACGAAUCCAUGUGUGACAAUAAAGCUGAGAUCCCAGGGCCUAGCAAAGGUGGUCGAAUGAUUCUUGGAAAUUGGUAAGGACUUAGACUUUAUCUGACAUCAUCCUCACAGGACCCACCAUCUUGCGAGAAUAUAUAUUGAAUCACUGGGAUUUUUUUUACAGAGAUUAUAAGUGCAUAAACAUAAACUAUAACUGGUAAAUUAAUAUUUUAAAAUGUUCAAUGGCUGAGGCCAAAGUAACAAUGUUAUCUUGACUUACAAUUAAAUAUUCAGACAGAUUUUGAAAAUCAUCAAUUUUGUUCACCUUCCUGAAGGCCAAAAAAGAUAACUUGAUUUGGGCUUUAGAUUUUUUAACUACUUGAGAAAAAAAAAUGUGCUAACUGUCACAUGCUCAUGUCUGUAUUUGUUACAUUGACUUACACUUAUUAACCUUUGUUGUUUUUUUAAUGUGAUAGUAAAACUAUGUAAUAUCUUCCAUUGUUGACAACCCCUUAAAUAUCUGAAAGGGCACAUAUUUUGAUUACUGGUAUAGCUUUAGUGUUUCGUAUGAAGAUCAGAAGUACUCUCUUCUGGAUCAUGGUUCCUAUACAAUGUCACCUGAUGUCCAAGAGUUUAUUUACAUUGUACAGCACACCACCAUAUCACAUCAUAGAUGUAUGUGUUUGCCGUAAAGCAAAAUUGCAUGCAUCUCAAGAUAGGCUAAGAGUAUACUUAAAGCUGAAUGUUGUCCAUGUAAUGUUAAGAUUUUAAAGAUUUUAUUAUACUAUAACCCUCAUGUAGUUUGAAAGAUACCCUAUUUUCAUUGAAUAAUUAAUGUCUGUUGUCCCACAUACAGAGCCAUCAAGGUGGCUCUACAACCCCUGAGGCUUUCAGGGGGGCUCAUGUGUUUAAAGAGGCCAAAAGUUGUGAAUUGGAGAAAAAUAAUUAAUAGUAAGUAUUUUUAAUUGCAUUGAGUUGGAAGGUAACCCCCCCCCCCCCCCCCACCCAAAGGUAUGCAACAGCUCUGCCCAUGUAAUGCUCCAUGACAUGGUGAAUGUAAUUUUUAAGCAAUGCCCAUCGAAUUUUAAUAUCCCAUGUUAUGUAUUUGUCCCAUGCAAUUUCAAUGCCAACUUCCCAAUAUUUCCUGACAAUAUUCUCACUUUUCUAUUUCCAGACAUUAAAAAAUGAACUGGGAGCGUACAAUCAGUUUUUACUGCACUCCAUAUCUGUGGGGUCUUACAACUUGACAGUGCUGUGUAUGCAUGCCAGACAGCAGCAUCUGGAGGAACAGCUGCUGAAAAAAUUCAGUGGGAUCAUUUUCGACAGUAUUGUUGUAGGGGGAGGCCUGGGAGGCAUCAUCAAACAUCCUCAAGAUCAAAAGGUCAAGGACAUCGAGGCGUUGGACAGAAUGAUAAACGCCGUGGCCAUCUCCGUCAGCCAAACUAAAUUCGUUCAAGGAAUAUUAACGUCGAUAGCCAGGGUGUACUUUGCAGCAACAAAAAGCCACACUGUGGAUUUUUACGAAACAGCCAACAACGCAGUCCGAGACGAGCCGGUCAAUGUACCCACUCUGGUGCUGACCUGUAGAAAUGACCCACUGACCGACCUGGAUGUCACAGAGAAGCUUGUGGACAUCUGGAAGGCAAACCACAAUAUGCCGGUUACGCUUCAUGUGUGGGACGACUCUGCACACGCCCAGCAUUACGUCCUACACAGAGAUGAGUAUGUGAACAUCCAUAAGAAUUUCCUAGCUCAAGUUUUUUGUGUGGACACUGGUAGCAGUGGUAGUUCUCCGACCAGUGUGAUUAAAUCUAAAUUAUGAACAAAUUAAAACCUGUAAUUUAUUUGUCACAUGC
Lymnaea stagnalis (great pond snail) is the source of this 6549-nucleotide messenger RNA. Lineage: Eukaryota; Metazoa; Mollusca; Gastropoda; Lymnaeidae. The record is from the annotation of a GenBank genome assembly.